AUGGAGGACCCUCAGCUCGCGGCAAUGAUGGUAGCCAAUGCCAAAAAGCAAGCAAAUGAAAAUACCAGAACCCAUUGGAAUCGAAAUUAUGAGGAAUACGUUGUGGAAUCCACUGGACGAGGUGGUGGUGGGGAAGCUCCAAGGCGUAAACAACAGGAUACAAAGGCGCAACAUCUGGCAAUGCAAGCCUCACUCUUUCAAGAAGCUGCUUCUGCUUCUGCUUCAGAUACAAACGGGAACAAUGCAUCAUCCUUAGAUUCCGUAUAUCCGAUGCAACGAGUGGAUACUCGAAAGACUAGCAAUGCAGCCGAACAUCGAAAUAGUCCUCAUCGAAAAGAAAUUACACUGGAGGAUCUACAGCAGCAGCAACAACAGUAUGCUGCUUCGGAUGUCUCGUCUUCCAUUUUUGGCGGCUCAGAGUUCUCCAAUCUCUCAGUUCCAUCUACCUCGGUGCAAACGAUUCAAGCCAGCAAUACGAAUACGAAUAGAAAUGCGAUUGCGAAUGCGAAUCAACAAUAUCAAAGUCAACAACAAUAUCAAAGUCAGCAAUAUCAAAAUGAGCAAUAUCAGCAACAGCAAUAUGCAUCUUCCUCUGCUGCUGGUGUAUCCGAUGUCUCUGCGUACGACUAUUCGGAUUUCUCCCUGCCGUCCGUCGGUGCUUAUGCGGAUUCGGAUGUUCUCGUUCGUCAUUCCAAAGAUUAUUAUGCAAGCCCUAGUGGUGGUGGUGAAGGCACCACGAAUGUAAAUUUGGAUUCCUUGUAUCAGACUGCCAGUGGCGAAAAUGGUAACUCUUCCUCCUCGUCUCAAUCGGAAUUUUCUUCGGAUGAUUCGAAUUCUUCGUCGUUGGAUGCUGAUGCGGGGGCCUUGGAUUUGGAAGACGAAAUAGCUCAAGCAGCAGGCCUGACGAGGAUGAUGAUGUAUCCGGACUCGCCACUCAACAAGUUUGGAGCGACACAUCAGACACGUACUAAUGUUGGCAAUAAUCCUGGUAAUUAUGCUGGGAAUAAUGCUCCAAGGGUAGUGCCAAUGUCUUCCCAUUUGGUAUUGCCGGAGGAUUCGGAAUCGGAAGAUGGCAUGAUCUUUUUGGAUCGAUCCCCCGCCGAGUCACCCAUUCCUCCUCUUUUGCACAAUCAGCAUGCCUUCUUUCGAGACGAACCACAUCGACUCAUUGAUUCUCCGAGUCGCAAUCGCAUUCAUGAUCAUUCGCACCAUCAGGAUAGUAUGGAUAUGGAAACGAGUACGGACGACCACAACCAAAACAACAACAGCAACAGCAACAAUACAAUUACGCCCACCAAGAAUGCAGCGCCCUUGUCGGCAACCUCUCCUUUUACGAAUCAUCAUCAGCCAAACAUCACGCCUACCAAGACGCCAAAGACGAGCAACACGGAGCAAUCGCGAAACUAUCGAAAUGCCAGCAACAUCAUUUACCAAGACAGCGAUGAUGACAAUGAAACCUUUGACGAUGACGUGUUUCGGGGGAAUCGAAACAAUGUAUCGCUGAGCAGUGACGCCCUUAAUGACAUCAGUCGGUUUGAAGAUGAGCCUCGCAAUGGUGGUGGUGGUGGUGGUGGGGAUGGACAAGAAGUCCGAGAGCAAGAAUUUCCAAUUUGUGCCGAAUUUUCCGCCUGGACCCGGCGAAACCGAUUAUUGUUGGUCGUUUUGAUUGGAAUCUUUCUUUUAACUUCCAUUCUGAUUAUCAUUCGGACCGUUACGGCCGACGAGGGGGCCAUUCAAGACAACCCACCCAGUCUUGCGGAUACCAUCAAAUUGAAUCGGACGGACGAUGACGAUUUUCAAAUCAUCAUUGUCAAUAAUACCCAAGGUGGUGGUGAUAAUAAUAACAAUGAUGAUAAUGAUGAUGAUGUCCCAGCCACGAUAUCCACAACACCAAAUCCCACGUCGGCACCCAACGAUUUUGUGAUUCCUUCACCACCACCCACGGCCCGUCCUACACUCCGACCAACUCUUAAACCACCCACUGCUGAACCCACACGACCACCCACCCAGCGACCGACACGGCGACUAACCCAAUUUCCUACCAUUGACCCCUUUGGAUUCAAUCGAGAACAAUUCCUCUUUCAAGUAGCCAACGAAGCUUCCAGUGCUUCCAGCUUACUCGACGAAACAAGCUUUCAGCAUCGUGCCUUUCAAUGGUUGGUCAAUGAGGAUGAUCCUUCCAUAUUGGAUCCAGUUGCCAAACUAGGAAAGGGACAUGACAUUGCUUUCUAUGAGGAAAUCAUCGACCGGUAUGUCAUGGCGCUCUUGUACUUUUCCACCGAUGGGCCGAAUUGGAGAAUCCAGUACAACUUUUUGGCGGCCACGAGUAUCUGCGAUUGGAACGAUGGAGGUGCGGGAGCGGCCACCGAGGGUGUAACGUGCCGUUCCACCUUGGAUGCAAAGGGCUAUGUGAUUGAAGAAAUUGUACUGGAUGUCAAUUCUUUAGACGGUAUUAUACCACGGGAGCUUGGUCAAUACACGUCGCUAAAGAAGUUGACAAUGGGGUCCAACAAUCUCUUUGGUGUAAUUCCGACGGAAUUGGGAACUUUGCAGGAAUUGACGUAUCUGGGGUUACAACGAAACUUUUUGAUUGGUUCUAUACCGGCUCAGCUUGGAAGGUUGACCAAAUUGACAGGCUUGGUGCUUCACGACAAUGGUUUGAACGGCCGUAUCCCAUCCACAUUCAACCAACUGAGCAACUUGUCUCUUUUAUUUUUGGAAUCCACAUCGCUCACGGGAAACUUGGAUCCUUUGUUUUGUGAAAGUGGUCAAAUCUAUCAAAUGUUUUAUGCCAACUGCCGAGGGAAUCCUUCCUUUGUUUCGUGUUCGUGUUGUUCGCAUUGCUGCUUGGAAUCGGGGGUUGGGUGUGAGCGUCAAGCGACAUCUCGAAACGACAAUGAUGGUGUGUUGAAUUAA
Molecule: messenger RNA, 2916 nt
Organism: Cylindrotheca closterium
Lineage: Eukaryota; Bacillariophyta; Bacillariophyceae; Bacillariales; Bacillariaceae
Source: the annotation of a GenBank genome assembly